Molecule: messenger RNA, 381 nt
Organism: Lactuca virosa
Lineage: Eukaryota; Viridiplantae; Streptophyta; Magnoliopsida; Asterales; Asteraceae
Source: the annotation of a GenBank genome assembly
AUGGUGGUUCUUCACUCUGUUCCCCGUCUUCCGAUUUCAACCAAACCUAAUCAUGAACAAAUCGACGACAAUGAUUUGAUUACGAUUCAGUUGCCGGACCGACUCCUAGAUCAACACCUCACAAACAGGUCAGGGAAAGCUCGUCAAAACCACCAACAUUCUCUCCAUCAUCAGUAUUGUCGACGAUUCCUGUGGUAUCAUCCUCGGCCAAACCUCUCGUCGGCUGCUCCAAUACCUGCAAAAUUUUGUCACCAUUACGAAGUUUCUAAGAAUACUGAUGUAGAAAGGGAAGAUUUGAACAAAAGCAAUGUGGUUUUAAGCUUGAAUUUAAAUGAAGAUGAAGGAGAUGGAGACGGUGGUGGUGAUGAUGAACAAGGCUAA